AUGCUGUCACGUUACGCUCUCCAAUCGUCCGGAAUCGCUCGAACCCGAAUGGGCGUUCAGUGGCGGCACAUGUCAUUUCGUAAGUGUGGUUCAUUGAGAAUCGCCGCUGAAGUUCUAAUGUUUCAGAGCUCUCGGACACUCAGAAAGAGAUCCAAGCGGCUGCCCUCCAGUUCUCUAAAGAAGUGCUCCUCCCGAACGCCGCCAAGUACGAUAGAAGCGGCGAGUUCCCGUGGGAAAUUGUCCGUCAGGCUCACGGACUCGGAUUCAUGAACCCGAUCAUUCCGGAGAAGUACGGUGGCCCUGGAAUGGACGGAAUCAACACGUGUCUUGUGGUCGAAGCGCUAGCCUACGGAUGCACCGGAAUCCAGCUGGCGAUCGUCGGACCGUCGCUCGCAGUCGCUCCAGUUUUCCUGGCCGGUACUGAAGAACAGAAAAAGAAAUAUCUGGGAAUGCUGGCCGCGGAGCCGUUGAUCGCCUCGUACGCAGUCACGGAGCCGGGAGCCGGAUCCGACGUGGCGGGCACGAAGACAAGGCGGUGAAGAAGGGCGACGAGUACGUGAUCAACGGAUCGAAGGCGUGGAUCACGGGCGGAGGACACGCCAAGUGGUUCUUCGUGCUCGCGAGAACUGAGGACGACCCGAAACGCCGGCCGGAAAGGCGUUCACCGCGUUCAUUGUGGACGGAGACACGCCGGGCAUCACGAGAGGUAAGAAGGAGAACAACAUGGGACAGCGGUGCUCCGACACCCGCACAAUCACCUUCGAAGACGUCCGUGUGCCCAAAGAGAAUGUGCUCGGCGUCCCGGGAGCCGGUUUCAAAGUUGCAAUGGGCGCGUUCGACCUGACCCGCCCCAAGUUGCUGCCGGAGCAGUCGGUCUCUCCUGGAGGGCUCUCGACGAAUCGGUGAAGUACGCGAUGGAGAGAAAGGCUUUCGGAACGCCGAUCGCUAAUGUAAGUUAUCUUCUCAUCCCUCACUCAUAAAUUUUUAAUUUCAGCACCAAGGAGUGGCGUUCAUGCUGUCCGACAUGGCGAGCAACUUAGAGCUGGCCCGUCUCAUCACCUACCGUUCGGCCGUCGACACCGAUCUCGGAUCCAACUCUUCCUACUUUGCCUCAAUCGCCAAGUGCUUCGCCGCGGACACUGCCAACAUUGCGGCCGCGAAUGCGUGUCAGGUAGGACAUGAAUCACGUGGAUUCUCGUUGACUUUUCUAGUUUUAGAUCUUCGGAGGCGCCGGUUUCAACUGCGAUUACCCGGUGGAAAAGUUGAUGCGCGACGCGAAGAUCUAUCAGAUCUACGAAGGAACUUCGCAGAUCCAGCGGAUGGUCAUCUCUCGCCUCCUUCUCUCUCAUUUCGCCCGGAACGGAACCAGCAAAAUGGGUUAA
Molecule: messenger RNA, 1382 nt
Organism: Caenorhabditis sp. 36 PRJEB53466
Lineage: Eukaryota; Metazoa; Nematoda; Chromadorea; Rhabditida; Rhabditidae
Source: the annotation of a GenBank genome assembly